AUGCCACCGCCACCACCUCCUUCCAAGUCGUACCUGUUGGUACUGGACACAGAUUCUGAAGAUGAGGAAGAGGAAGAGACCUAUUAUCCAAGGAUUCAGGCUCCGUCAUCGUUUCCCUCAAACAGCCAAUCGCGAUAUUCUCAGCCGCACAUCGUAGAAGCGGAUGAGGAAGAUCGGAUAUCAGAGCCUGAAAUGGACGCAACUAACGAUGACUCUGAAAAGCUAUCCAAGACACAGAAGAAGAACCGCAAUCGACGCAAGAAAAAGAAGAAGAAAAAGAAGACCGAUACUUGUGCAACUGAUGCACAAGAAGAGGAAGAGGAAUCAAAACCGCGAGUUUCCUUUGCGCAUGAUGUGCGGAUACGAUCCUAUCCAAGGUGUUUUAGUGCCGUUGCAGUCCCCGGUGAUGGCGGCUGGCCACUUGGAAUGGAAAACGAACCUCUAGAAGAAACGGACGAAGUGUUUGAAGACUAUGAAGCUCAGAAACAAGAACGAUUGAAGGAACGUUGGGAACGAAUUCUAGAAAAGGACUGCGAUGCCGCUGUCAAAGAAAAGAUGACAAAGCGACCGGAAGGCGUUCCAUUCACCUUUGAAACGAGACAGUGGGAUUAUACCAGUGGCCUUAAAAAUCCUCUUUUUCGGAUAACCCACGAGCAAGAACGCCAAGCGAUCUUUUUGGAUGUUGAUCCAAAAAGUCUGGAAAACAGCCCUCCUUCUCCCAAACGGCGGACUCGGUCAAAUUCAGUGAACUCGGUUGGAAGCAGCACCAGUCGAGCUAGGUCCAACUCUGUUUCCAGCUCUGAACAGUUUAAUGAAACAUACGACCAGGUGAUGGUUCAUCAUUGUCGCAAUGAGUUGGAAGAGCUUCGUAACCUACGAACCAAAUCUGGGGCCACUGGUUGCAACUGCCGUAAGCUCAACGUAUACUUGCCGCCAAAGGAUGGAUCCGGUGGGAAGGGUGCCCAGCGUCGUCGACUCAAGCCAUCGGUAUUGGCAAAAGAGUUGAAAAAACGAAACAUGUACAAUGCAAAAGACUCGCGAGAAAAAAUGGAAAAAUUGUUGCACGAUCUCGUGGACAAGGAACCAUGCUGCAGUGACGAGGACUGCUUCUGCACAAGAAAUGGAAUUGAUUGCCAGUCGGAUGCUUGCUCUUGCUGGCAUGACUCCCAUGUCCAUGCAAAAGGUGGAUCAGCAUUCCCAUCAGUGGAGGAAAUCAAGGCUCGCUGUGGCAACCCCAAUGGAAUGUACACUGUCAACUUCAACGAAAUUGAGCUCUAUCGAACCAAUAUUUUGCAGUGCAUUCCCUGUUCCACUGUUGAAGGUUAA
Molecule: messenger RNA, 1326 nt
Organism: Cylindrotheca closterium
Lineage: Eukaryota; Bacillariophyta; Bacillariophyceae; Bacillariales; Bacillariaceae
Source: the annotation of a GenBank genome assembly